CCAAAAAUUAAGCUCAGUAUUAUUCAGUAUCAUUGGAAUUUCAUGAAUGUGGUGUUUUCAAACUGAAACUUAGAACUGAAAGUGAACUGAAACUAUAAACUAAAGUGGAAACAUUGUCGCAGGUACGAUAGGUUACGAAGUCGGCACGGCUAUUUUACGAGGUGAACACCGAACACGACAAAAUCCCGAGACGGACCAUAUGGACAAGAUGGAGGGAAACAAGGUUUGAAAAUUGCCGAUUUUAGGGUGAUAUUUCUCUUAUUUCUGUACUGAUUUUCAAAUUAUUGAUAUUUCAAAGGAGAAAGCAAUCCUACCACUGGACUAUGACGAUGAUGAUAGCUCAGACGAGGAGGAAGACGAAGAAAUCUUUGACAACAGGUAUAGAUCAUGUCGUCUGGUCGGACACGUCUCUCAAAACCACCUUGUUGUUUCUCAUGAGUGCUUCAUGCUUCUUGUUUGUAGAUUGCCUAUGUAGGUGCAGAAAAACGUAAAGUUGAUGUAGCUCUUGCUUUUCCACGUAUUGUGUUUGCAAACAAAUGUAAAUUUCUCCUGUUCUCCAUGCUUUUUAUAGCGUUUAUAUAUAAAGCCGCAAAUAAUAUUUGAAAUGUGAUAUUCACAAAUGAGAACACAGGACAUAACUCCCAGGAGACAUGAUUCAAUCGUGUGAUUGUUCCAGCUUCACAUUAAAUGAACUUUGCAUAUAUUUGUGUAAUUAUUAUUAUUUAUAAUUAUCAACAAUUCAGCAUAGUAUUUUAUUAUGCAAAAAAAUUUUAACCCUCAAUUUUAACCAGUAAAAUUUGAUGGUCAAAAACUGAAAAGAUUGGCUGCAGAUGUGGGGAAUAAAAAAAAACAACACUCUGUGCAAAAAUCCAAAAUCACAAAUGUGAGAAAAUUUGCUAAAUUCAGGGUGUCAGGCAGAAAAAAAGGUUUUGUCCGUUAAACGUAAAUUGGGAAAGUUUUUUUGACCGAUCAAAGUCCUUGUGUAGGAAUAAAUAGUGUUUUUUUCCAACGUGUUUCUUUUUAGAUGCAAACAACGGUAGCUUGGUUUUUUACAUUUCAGUUCCGGUGAAUGAACACUGAAAAAUGCAUCCGAAGGCACUUUGUUUUGUAUAUUUCAUUUCCGGUGAAUGAACACGGAUGCACACCGAUUACACUUUGUUUUGUACAUUUCAUUUCAGUGAAUACACACCCAAUAUGAAUGAAACAUGAUACAUUUUGAGAAAAUAGUUAAUGGGAAAAUGUAAAUAAAACGUUCUUUGAUAGAAUAAUAUAAAAUCAAACGCAAUGCACUUUCUCAUCAGAAAAAAUGAAAAUCUUCCAGUAGACCCAGUUGGGAAAGCCCCUUAGCUACUUCAAUUGGGAAGAGUCCGUCAUAUGGACAGUGUAUGGGCUGGCUAACACCCUGGGUGUCACCCUUGUGAUGUCAAAUAUUCAACACCCAUUCAUUUUUUGAUGUUCAAUAUCUUGGCACAGAGUAUAUACCAUACAUAAAUAGGACCAUGUAAAAAUCCAUGACUGGCUGCCAUGCACUAUUAAACAAGAAGCACUCCUUGCCAGUGCCCUAAUGAGGCACUAACCCCCUCCUCCCCUGGCAAGUCUAAAACAGGUCUGCCAUUGUGAAUAUGUCCAGGGGGGUGACAACCUCUCCCUCAUGCAUUGGCUAGAAAAGGAACAUGGCAGCUGGUUAUGCUGACGUUAAACAUGCCGACAAAAAGUCAGAUGAUCUCAGUUUGCACAAAACAGCUAUGCAUGAUAACAUGCUGAACAUUUAAUAUAAUCCCAUGUUGGCCAACAGAGCUCAGUUCAAGAUUACAUUAUAAGAUUCACACAUGAACAAGUAGCUUCUGAAUCAAUGAAGAUUUCUUGUGGUACAUUACUAAAAUGUAUGUUGAGAAAAUUGACUGGCUUUUUUACCAAUGUGGUUUUCCAAUAAGGAAAGGCAUUGUAGAAUGUUUUGAUAAGGUAAGUUUUUCCUCAGUUAAUUUAAGAAAAGUAUUUUAAUUAAUGUCAGAUCAUUAAUGUUAUAAAUGUAAUGUAACAAUUCAUAAUAAUAAAAGUAAUAAGAGAGUUUAGUGGACAUUCAUCAUUAAUAAAUUUGCUGAUGAAGUGAGUCAUGAUUUUUGUUGUAUUAAUUUAUUUCUGUACUUUUCUGUGUACAAACUAACAUAAUCUCGAGAUGUCUGGAUUAUUAUCAUUCAUGGUGAAUCUCGGGAUGUCUGGAUUAUUAACGUUCAUCAUUCAUUGUGAAUCUCGAUUUGUUGUUUUAUUAGCAUUCAUCAUUCAUGGUUAAUCUCGAGAUGUUUGGAUUGUUAACAUGCAUCAUUCAUUUCUCUAGUAAAGUUGAUUGGCGAGUGAAAGGGAAUCUUCUUCGAGGAAAAGAGUUUACGGUUUCAGAAAAUGGCAACUGCCCAAGAUGUCAGAGCACUGUUAUAGUUUUUGUAAUCCUAGAUGAGUAUGUUCAUAAUCACUUGGAAUAAAAUCAUUAUGUUAAUAAUUAUAAUAUUAUGUUUGUGAUGUUACUCUGAGUGCAUAUCCACACCGGGCAAGCUUGAAAAAUAUGCCUGACCACGGUGGGAAUCAAACCUACGACCUUUGGAAUAGUAGCUCAGUUGGUAGAGCAUUGGGCUAGGAUUCCAAAGGUCGUAGGUUUGAUUCCCACAGUGGGCAGGCAUAUUUUUCAAGCUUGUCUGGGAUGUGGAUAUAGACUCAGAGUAACAUUGCAAACAUCAUAUCCACCUUAGUACAUUGCACCAACACACACAAAUCACAAUUAUAAUAUAACCAUUUUUCAAUUGUACAAAUUGCAUUUGUGGUAAUAACUACCUGUAUUCCAUAAAUUUUGCACUUACCAUUCCACAGUAAUUGUUCUAAAUUAUGUCUUUACCUUUUAAGGACACCUCUCUACUUGGUUGUUUUGUCAAAUGAUGACCCCAAAGUGAUUUUUACAUGUUUGAACACAUGCCCAAAUUUCACUUGAACAAUUUCUAGGUUAUUUCCGAUGGGUGAUAUGCCUGAAAUUUUAUACAAUCUUCUUGCAAAAGGAAAGGCAGUGUUGUGGUCUAGCCAAGAUAAACAGUCUUGUAAAGUAAGCUGGAUUUGGUUGUUUAUAACAUUCUGUUUGCAAGAAAACAAUUGUUUGUUUGUUUGUUAUUCCAUUAUUUUCUGUGUAUUUCUCGAAAAUUCAUCUUGCAUGCAUUUCUGCUUCAGAAAUCUCCAACAUUCAUGUGUAGAGGUUUUUGCCCACCAGAUCCACUUGGAGCAGGAUUCAACAUUAAUUGGGACACAGUAAAUUUAACCAAAUUACUCAAAGACUUGUUGAAACUGGUAGGUAUUUUCACCACACUAAUAAAAGGUACCAAACAUUACCAUAAUAAACAAGUGCAAACAAUCUGUAGAUUAUAUAAAUUUUUAAUUUCAUUAACAUUUUAUGAGUUACUGGUUUAGACUAUUCACAAAAGUACCAGUAUAUAGUACAAUUUUCACAAAAUUACAAUGUAAAGAUUCGAGUUUGUACUUCUCAAAUUUUGUAGUGUUUUACCAUUACUGAGUAUUGUUGCAAUUUAAUUAAAUGUGUAACACAUGUGACCUUUGCUAUAAACUGACAAUAUUGCUUGUUUUUUCUCCUCAAAUUUUCCAAAGAACACAGCCAAAGCUCAAAAAAAGCUGCAGGAAGGUGAAAAAGGUAUUCUUCUGGAAGAUAUUUGUGUAAAAAUCUGUAUCCAAAAGUACCAUAUGAUACUUCCCUUGUAUUUUAUACCAUGUACAAAUUUGGCUGGUUAUAUAUUCACAGUCACAAGAUUCUUGUUUAAACUUUGUUCUUAUCUUAUAUCUUUGCUAGGUGAGGAAACAUUUAACAUGAAAUUUGAAAGACGAGUACAGUAUAUAUAUUAAAUAGGGACACAAUCGUGUACAAGAACGUAAAUAAUAGUUGCAUUAGGAAAGCUGAACUUAGGUAUGAAAUUUUUGAACGGUUGAAGUUGAAUUUUUGAACGGUUCAAGUUGAUCAAGGUAACUACUGUAUAUAUAUAUCGUAUUUUCCAUAAUUUCUUAAAUAGAGAUAUUGCAGUGGCAUUAGGUUUAUUUACAGACCUUACUGUAUGAAUUUUAACAAGCAAUUUUGGCCAUCCGUCAUCUUAGGAUGAGCUAAAAGUUAAACUAAAAUGAAAAUGCGUGUCCUGCCUACGGUCAGGGUCUAAAGUAAUUAAAUAUAGUCAUGGACAAUGGACAUGUAUUAUUCAAUCCAUUUCGGUCAUUCAAAGAGUUCAAGACUAAGCUAAAGCUAUAUAGACUAUAGUAAAUAAUAUGGUCUAUGGACAUGUAUUAUUCCAUGUCGAUCAUUCAAAGAGUUCAAGACUAAGCUAAAGCUAACUUAAUGAAUUUUAUAUUCAUACAGAUAUUUUUUACUUGCCACUAUUCUAUAAUUCUACGUAUUAUUCAACAACCACACCAGUAACAACUUUAACAACUGUAACCACAGCAACAACAGUGAAACAAUGAUCACGUUGGAACUUUGCGCAAUUACAUGUACGCUUAGCGCACCUAUUUUUACUUGUGUAGCAGAAGGGAACGAAGGUGAAGACGAGGAUGUGAACGAAAAGGACAUCAUCAAAGCCAUGUUGGCGAAGGAGCAAGAGAAAGAGGACACGGAAGAACCGCUUCACGGACCUUUGAAAGAAGACGAAACUCCGAAAUCAACAUCUUCGGAAACUGUCGUAACCACCUCAACUACUCCCGUCACAUCUUCGUCGGCUACUUCUGCUGCAAGCUACCCUGUUUCUAAGGACGGUUCAUGCCCGCAUUGCGGGUCAUCUGCUGUAAGGUACAUCAUCUUAAUCAAGGACUCGACCAAGGAUAUAACACUGCCACCAACACUAGACAAAUUACUGAAGAUGGGCAAAGCUUUCAAAAUGGCCAAGGGUAAGUCAAAGUUGACUGUAACAUACUCAAUUAUAACGUAUAUAUACAUGUAUUCAGUUUCAUUGCACUUCUUACCUCAUUUCUUUAGAUUUCUCUACUAAAUUUAUGUAUUUCACUAAUUAAACAUUUUCUAAGCGCAAGAGUGAAAGACUAAAUUACUAAAGAACAAAUUUAUGGCGUACUUCCACACACGAAAGUUAAUACUAGUUGGUUUACCAUAGACACAAACAUCUCGGAAAUAUACAUAUGCUACAAUUGAUCGGUUUACCUAAAAAUGUUUGCUUUCAUAUAUUGAACGAUGCCUAAGUUUUAGUGUCCUAGAUAAGUUUUUGACUUGCUCCAGGUCGAACUCUACUAAGCUUUGUCAUCUCGAUGGCUUGGUUGAGAAAUGUAAUCAGAAGCACAACCGGGCGAACGCGAGCGACAAAGUCGCAAAUACCUUCCUCGAAAAUUCCUUUGUUUUUGUUGCUAAUUAUAUCAACAAAGACGAAGAACUUUGCGAUCAGUUAGUAUAACGCUUUAUGGAGUCAUUUGCGCUGCAUGGUGACAAUACGAAUGCGCCUUUUACGAAGAAUUUAGGGUGAAAAAUAUGGUGUAAGAUGUGAACGGUAAGGUUUAUCGUAUGCAUGUAAUGUAUACGUUUAUCGCAUAUAACCAUUGUGCACAAUUUUCUAUUGUCUUGAACGUAUUCAUUGUCUGCACAGCGUUAUUUAUGUAUUACCUUUCCCAGGUGCAAACAGUCCUCCGUCGUUUCAAUGUUGUUCAUGUACGUAUGGCUUCAACUUGGACUGGUCUAAAACAAAUCUUAAAAAGAUCUUCAAUCUCGAGAAUGAAACAACAUCGAGUAGCACGGCAACGACGUCAACAACAGCAACCAGCAGCAGUAGUAGUACAGCAGUAUCCUCUACAACAUACCAGAAUUACACAGCUACGUCAUAUCCAGCUACUUCUUAUCAGACGUGAGUUCAUUUAAGCCGGUUACAGACGAGCAAGUUUUCUAUGACAAGUUUUUAUGUGACAAGAUUUAUUUGCCAAAUGCACUUGUGUAUAUGCAACAAAUUUUAUAUGACAAGUUUUCAUAUGACAAGUUUUACUUACUGGUGUGAACGUGUCAACAAGUUUACUUUGACAAUUUAUUAGUAGCCAGCUGGUCAAUCAAAUGCUCAGAUUACUUUGACAAGUUUUCUUUGUUGACCCAUCAAACGAACAAAAUUUGUACUUUGACAAUUUUUUCUAUGACAAGUGCACUUGUUCAAAAGCUAGUAUGCUAGCUUUUGAACAAGUGCACUUGUCAUAGAAAAAAAUGUCAAACUUGCGCGUACAGACGAGCAAAUAAAACUUGUCACAUAAAAACUUGUCAUAGAAAACUUGCUCGUCUGUAACCGGCUUUAUAGAGAGUGUACACCCAUUCUUGUUCCAUAGCUCGCGGGUAGAACCCUGCAGAUGUUUCUUCUUUCCAAUGAAUAGCGGUUUUGAGAGCCAACGAGAGUUCGUUUUAAGGUCAACUGCGUCUGUAUGACCUGUGCUAAUUUCACAGACUAUAGAACAAGAACAAUAGUAAAUAAGGCCCGUGUUUCAGACGGCGUACUCUUCAUGUGCCGAACUUAAUUAUAUUAGAUUCAAGGUUGGGGCACAUCGCGAGCGAAACCUAAAUAAAUAAACAAACAAACAAACAAACAAACAAACAAACAAACAAACAAACAAACAAACAAACAAACAAACAAACAAAAACAAACAAACAACCUAAACCAAAAUAACAUUCAAAACAAAUAAGUCUAUUUUUAAAUUACAAGAUGGCUAAUCUAAUACUAGAACAAAUUUUAAAAAGUUGAGUUAGGUUUGGCAUAUGAGUGGAGCGGCGUAUGAAUCAAUGUCACUCCAACGUCGCAUAAUGCGAGAUUCUGCCGAACCUUUGUCGAACUUUUGUCGCUCCAAAUUCGGGCAUAUUUAAUUGAUUCAUAUGUCGCUCUUCUGUCGUACAUAAUUCGUCAAAUAACAAUGCAUGAAGCGUACGCCGUCUGGAACGGGCCUGGAAAAGAUUAAACCAUGGUUCGUAGUCUCCAAGACCAAAAAAUCACAGACUUCCAAAAAUCUGUCAGCGUAUUUUCAAAGACUGUUCAAACACCUUUGCAAUCAGCUUUUGAAAAAUUGCGAUGUAUAAGCGCUAUUUUCAUCCGGCAUUUCAGCAAAAAGGUCGGGUCAAAUUAAAUCACAUCCUAAAAUGCGCCUGUAGAUAUCAAAUACUCGCUAAUGAAUUUAAAGACUUUCGCUUUUUCAUAUAAUUCCAAGAUUUUUCAAAGACCUUAAAAACCUACAUUCAAAUUGAAAGACUUUCAAGGAUUUCAAAGAUCGCUACGAAACAUGUAAAAAUACUUCGACGAACUUUCGUCAACAAAGGGUACAUUGGAGCUAGUUACAUCUGAGAUAAACCUAACCAACUAUUGCUUUUUAUUUCCAGUUCCAGUUACAACUCGUACACAUACACCCAACCUCCUCCCAUGGCUUACCCUGCACCUGUGCCAUACAGCUACCCAAGCCCUGCACCUUUGAUGGCACAACCAAUGACGAGUAUGAUGCCUCCACCCCCUAUGGGCGGUAUGGCACCCCCACCCUAUGGUGCCCCAAUGCCAUAUCUCGGAGCACCACCCCCACAGCCGUAUCCGGGCAUGCCUCUUCAACCCUAUGGCCCCACUCCACCACCUGGACCUUUCAUGUGCCCACCACAACCCUACCCUGGAGCUCUACAAAACCAAUUUGGGCCAAUCCCACCGGGAAAUAUGCCACCCCCGGUGUCUACUUUUCAACCACCAACGAGUACAGCCCCAAUGUACGGCAUGCAACCAAUCAUGUCGGGAAAUAUGAACUUUGGCGGCAAUAUUAGAGGAAAUAUGGCUGGUAAUAUGCAAGGAAACAUUCCUGGAAUUAUGUCCAUCAACAUCCCUGGACCCAUGCAAGGACCUGGUCCCAUCAUGCAAGGACCUGGACCCAUGCAAGUACCCCGCAUGCAAGGACCUGGACCCAUGCAAGGACCUGGACCCAUGCAAGUACCUGGACCCAUGCAAGGACCUGGACCCAUGCAAGGACCUGGACCCAUGCAAGUACCUGGCCUCAUGCAAGGACCUGGACCCAUGCAAGUACCUGGCCUCAUGCAAGGACCUGGACCCAUGCAAGUACCUGGCCUCAUGCAAGGACCUGGACCCAUGCAAGUACCUGGCCCCAUGUCGGUAACCCUCAAAGCCCGAUCAACUUUCCUGGAAACGUGCAAGGCAUGCCCAGACUUCGUGUGCCGAAAGGACAUGCACCGAAAGGACAUGCACCGAAAGGACGGAAUAAAAAUUGGAAGGGAAAGAAGAAGGGACAGCAAGGAUCCUAUGGUAAUCAUGGAAACUUUGCAGGACAAGAACAGGUUAGAUGUGCAAGGGUUCUACAUCAUAACACGAGUUUGACACGUGAUAAUUGAGGUCUUACUGCAAUAAAGUCUCAGUUAAGUUGAUUCCGACCACCUUUGCACAAAGGACGAAUUUGGACCGGUACUGAAAAACGUGGACGAUUCCACUUUUUGGGAAGUCUUCUAAUUUCGGGAGAACGUCAGAACGGUCUGAAUUCGUCCCAGACGUUUCCUAAAACCAAUGUUGACAAGUUACAAACAGUAGCCAUACUUUCGUUUCAGGUAGCCAAACGAAAAACGUUGUUUUAGUCUUUAGCAGUUUAGGUAGGUAUUUACAUCGCAGUUGUUGUGAACAACUUGUAACAAACUUGAUGGCAUUAUCAGAUUUGGUACAAGGUUGUUUUAACAAGUCUUGAUACAGUCAUGAAUGAUAUAACAAGAAUGUUACAAAGUUGACGACACAAGGUUGUAACAAUAUUGUUAUACCAUGGCUGUAUCGGACUUGUUGGAAUAACCUUGCAACAAGUCCGAUAAUAUCAACAAGGUUGUUACAAGUUGUCAACAGCUUGUUCCAAACUUGGGACAACAGUGCGAACACAACUUGUUGACGGCUUGUUGGCAGACUUGCUACAAGAUGUGAGAUUUUUGCGUGUAAACUGACUCCCACGUGAGGAAAGCGUGCCUGUAUAUUGUAUUUUUGUGACUGCAUCACUCAUAAAACCAUGCACAACAUCCCCAAAUGUGCCUCUCUAAUGCUGUAAACCGUUAUAGCCAACUGGUGGUAGCCAGCUCCACUGCCUUCACCUGAUUUUUAGUUGGCCUAUGGAAAGAUAUACGGACUAUUUAACAAUUAUUCGCCGAAGGCAAGGUGAUUAUCGGGGAAUGUUCGCCGAGACGAGGUGAAUAUUCCCCGAUAAUCACCGAGCCUGAGGCGAAUAAUUGUUUUAGUAUUUUUACACAAAUUUUUUGGAACUGAAUUUAUUUUAAUUUCGCUUAUUUCUUUAUCCGUAACUUCCACAAAACGGCUUGGCGGCCAUUUCGAAAAUUUUGGUUUUGUUAUGUUCACCUGUAGGUGAAUAUAACAGCGUAAUACGUCAAAUUUGACCAAUCAACUUGUAGGAUUUGUUAUGUUCACUUGUGCAAAAAUACUAAUACGAUUUAUGCAUGUUUAUUUCUGUUUUCAAAAAUUGUCAUGUCUGUAAGGGUAACAAAGUUCAAAAAUUCCAAUACGUUGAAACAAACAUUUCCUUGUUCUUUUCCGUUACCUAGUGGUCCCCCGUCGACAGCGAGUCACAUGAGGAAUUAGAUGGUGAAGAAGGUACAAAUGAGGAUCUCUAUGACCCAGAGACCGCGACGAGGUUUGAAGAACUGUUGAAUAAAAUUGACGAGCAUGAGAAUGACGAAGAUGCCGGAGAUCACGAGGACGAAAAGCCGCCCGGAGAAGAGACCCAGGCGGAAUUUGAAGUAACUGCAUUUACACCGGAUGAGAAACCUGCAGAAGCCAUUGAAACUACCGUGAAAAACAUUGACAAACCCAAGUCGAAUGUCGAAAACACUUUAACUGAAAAAUCUGAAGCAAUGCAACGAGACGUUACAACAGUUACUGUAAAUAAUACGAGCUCGACCGAAGUUGCCACUACUGCACCCGAAACAGCAAAGCCGAAGGUUUCCGAACCCGCAAGCACUCCUGAGAAUAAUACUCAAGGGAAUGACACUCAGGCAAUUGUGACGUCAGGGGUUGAGAGCGGAGGGGUUGAGAGUGGAGGACUGGAGGCGAGUCCGAUGCCUCGAACGAAAGCAGUACGGGGAAGAAAACGUCAAGCAGCUGGCGGGCGAAAAAAGACGGCGCGAAAUACGAAAACCAAGAAGGCGGUGGAGGAUAUUGCGGGACCCGAGGAAGGACUAGGGAAUAAUAAUGAUACUGAUGGAUUGACAGGAACAGAGGAUGAAGUAAAGAAAGCGAAAGUAGAUGAUGGUGAACUAUCACAAGAAAGUACGGAUGCAGAUGAAAGUAUGGAAGGGGAGACCCCCGAGGACACUAAACCCAAGAGGGUGACGCGUGCACGCAGUCAGAGACGAAAGAAGUAAACAUUGACGUUGUUCUCACAGUGGUUGUUCUGCAGUGUUUUCAGUAGAAGUUGUAUAGUGUAAAUAGAUAAGAUGGAGUAUUCGUGUUCGCCAGGACUGCUUAUUAACAAUGCGAUAAAUUGCCUGGGAACGAGCACGAUGCUGACUCUUCGAAGAAUAAGUAGGGUGGUUUUAUUGCAGCUAUUUUGACCAGCGCGCAAGCAAUCUGAUUUAUUUAGUGUUCAUCUCUAAUUCAAGUUGCUUGCAUGUGGUUGAGUGAACGCAUGUGUAUAUACAGCAGAGGGAGUGACCCUACACCCAUUGUUACAUGCUGGUAUACAAGUCUUACACAAGCAGAUACAUUAAUUGAAAGUAUUUCAUUAAUAGUAUUAUCGCAAAGAACUUUCGCAAUACCAGUAACAUUUGAACCAAAAUCUUUUUUAACAAACAUUAUUAUUGUACUUUAUUAUGUUUUGUUUUUAAAACGUGUUGUGAUUAUUUGCAUGUUGGAUACACAUUAAAACUUGGUCAAGUGUGUCUUUGUUAUAGGAUUACAAUAUAUUAGAGGAUUACAAUAUAUUAGAGGAGGGUUGCGUUUUAACGGUAUCAUGUUGGGUUACGUGUUCGUUCUGUCUCAAAAACAUUACUUGUUCAUGGGAGCUGAAACAGAUUGUGAAUCACAAAUGCUACAUUUCGCUACGGCAUCGUUAAUGCACGGAUAACGGGAAUUAGGUUAGCACUGCAUAUGUUGUCACUGCAAAAUGACAGUACAUUUCAAAAUGACAGUACAUUUCUAUGCUUAGAUAUAUAUAUAUAUAUAUAUGAGGACUAUUUCGUGUGAAGUAUUUUUGAAGAAAACCCACACUUGUCAAACUUUUAAGUUGAAAAGAUAUAUCCAUUUAUCCACCAUUUCCUAUGCCUGGUUUGACUAUUUUACCCUUUCAUUUGAUGUUAUAAAAUUUUCACGUUGAAAUGUCUUUUUGGCUUGCAUUGUGACCAAAGUGUUUUGUCCGAUUCGCCUUUGGAAUGCCCACCACAGCCAGCUAUCUGGUUUUAUCUAUACCUGACAUUUACCUGAAGUAAUGCUUUGGUCUCUGACGAUCACCUCGCCCUUUCUGGGAAUUUCUGGUGGUUAGUAAUCAUCGUGAGCACUGGAAGUGUCUCCUGGACAAUUUUCCUUCAAGUCCUCGUCAUCUGAAGAACAAAAAGAUAAACCAUUUGUGAUUUGGUCAAAGGUAAGAUGCGAAUCUGUUGAGCUUACUUUGAAAUUCGCGAUGAUCCCACCUGUAAAUGACGUGCCACACCAGAUACAGUAAAGAUGAACUCGUCUCAGAUAUUCUGUAAGUAUGACCAGUUUCUCUGAACUCU
This is a messenger RNA of Paramuricea clavata, 11740 nucleotides long. NCBI's taxonomy places the organism in Eukaryota, Metazoa, Cnidaria, Anthozoa, Malacalcyonacea, Plexauridae. The record is from the annotation of a GenBank genome assembly.